Messenger RNA from Nasonia vitripennis (jewel wasp), 1267 nucleotides. RefSeq lists its product as uncharacterized. The coding region runs from base 162 to 845 and encodes 227 amino acids. The record is from RefSeq and is a predicted model, not a curated record. The transcript is spliced from 5 exons. NCBI's taxonomy places the organism in Eukaryota, Metazoa, Arthropoda, Insecta, Hymenoptera, Pteromalidae.
UAAUCGUACACACAUAUACAUAUAGGUAUGGUUUUAUUUUGAGCGAUGCGCGGGAAAAACAAAAAAACAAAAACAACAGGAAGCUUCUUGCCUUUGUUGAUCAGACAACUUCAUUCGUGUUGCGAUCGGGAGGAUUUUAAAAUAGGAGAUGGGAGUAUAGGAUGAUGACGACCUUACUGCGCGGUUCGAUUCAUUCGGUUUUGAGAUUGGAGAGAUUGCAAUUGGACCCCGAGAAGAGGCUAGUGAAGAACGACGUUCAAAUUUGCCUCAGGAAGCACGAGUUCACCAUACAUCCGGUGACAACAGGUGGAAAGCUACAGCGGACGGCAGAGCGUAGGAAGAAGAAACUAUCCAUUGUGACACUUGCCCUCCUCGCUCUCGCUGUAACUCUAUGCAGUUACAUCGCGAAACUGACAUUCCCUUAUCCGUCGCACGCGUCCUGCCUGGUAAAAUGGCAGUUCGGAGAGCCCUGUGUCUUUGUCGCACAGAGACUGAGGAGUCAGAUCAUCGAGUGGUCCAACUACAAGUAUUGCGGAUUCAAAUGCUUGUACAAGAUGAGGGAAGCGUUCGCUUACGAGAAUAACACGAUUCAGGCGAUUCGUGAGUUUCCGCAACGCAGUAGCGUCGAUGAAAUCGAUAUCGUCUUCGCUGACUCGACUCACCACAGCUGCACUGCUUUGGCAAAGUCAAGAUCGAAAGAUUGGUACAGUCUGUUCGACGACGGGAGAAACUACUGCAACCUGCGCGAUCUGAUUACUGGAGCGGGAUACGACGAAGACAGAGAUUUUUUAGAAUUUACCAGCAAUACAAUCUGUACUCAGUACGAUAUGGCUUAUUGUGAUUGAUUUUUAUUAAUUUUUUUACAAAUUUAUCCAUGCGUCUUAUUUUUGAUAACAUAAACAAUUUCUUUUACAAUACGCUCGAGAUUUGACAUUCCAUUUCUUAACAUUACUUAGCUUACUAUAUAAGCUUGUGUAUAUAAUCGUGAAAAGUUAGUAUAAAAUAACAGCUGAGAUUCUAACUUCUAACAACUGCGCAGGUAGAAACACAAAUUAUGAAGGUUUCAGUUGUGCUUUUUUACACGCAACUUUUGUAAUGUGUGUUUUAACAGUUGGCUUAUGCACUAGAUUAGUGUUUUAACUUAAAAAAUACUGUCAUAAGUUUUCAAUAUAUAAAAUCAUAUUAUAUACAAGUCAUAAAUUGAAUAAAUAGUAUAACGCUAGCUAGAAUGAAUCUUGCUCAUAUACAAGUCAUUUUUAUAGAAAAA